This is a messenger RNA of Choloepus didactylus (southern two-toed sloth), 3813 nucleotides long. It is a transcript of the gene KLHL25, whose product is annotated as kelch like family member 25. The record is from RefSeq and is a predicted model, not a curated record. The coding region runs from base 151 to 1920 and encodes 589 amino acids. The transcript has 3 exons. Gene Ontology annotation, molecular function: protein binding. NCBI's taxonomy places the organism in Eukaryota, Metazoa, Chordata, Mammalia, Pilosa, Megalonychidae.
GCUGUACCGCAAAGGGAACGCUAUCCGAGGCUGCAGCGGACCCGCUGAGGGGGUGGCGGCGGCGGCGGCGACAGGGCUGCGGGGCCUUGCGCAGACGGCGUGGGGCGUCUCAGUGCGGCGGUCGGCAGCGCUCCGGGCGGUGGGCUCGCCAUGUCGGUCAGUGUCCACGAGACCCGCAAGUCGCGGGGCAGCACAGGCUCCAUGAACAUCACGCUCUUCCACAAGGCCUCGCACCCCGACUGUGUGCUGGCCCACCUCAACACGUUGCGCAAGCACUGCAUGUUCACCGACGUCACCCUCUGGGCCGGCGACCAUGCCUUCCCCUGCCACCGGGCCGUGCUGGCCGCCUCCAGCCGCUACUUCGAGGCCAUGUUCAGCCACGGCCUGCGGGAGAGUCGAGACGACACGGUCAACUUCCAGGACAACCUGCACCCUGAGGUGCUGGAGCUGCUACUGGACUUCGCCUACUCCUCGCGCAUCGUCAUCAACGAGGAGAACGCCGAGUCGCUGCUGGAGGCGGGUGACAUGCUGCAGUUCCACGACGUGCGCGAUGCUGCUGCCGAGUUCCUCGAGAAGAACCUCUUCCCCUCCAACUGCCUGGGCAUGAUGCUGCUUUCGGACGCCCACCAGUGCCGCCGGCUGUACGAGCUCGCCUGGCGCAUGUGCCUGGUGCACUUUGAGGCCGUGCGGCAGAGUGAGGACUUCAACAGCCUGUCCAAGGACACCCUGCUGGACCUCAUCUCAAGUGACGAGCUGGAGGCCGAGGACGAGCGAGUGGUCCUGGAGGCUGUCCUGCAGUGGGUGAAGCACAACCUAGAACAGCGCCAGGCCCACCUGCCCGAGCUGCUCCGGGCUGUGCGGCUGGCCCUGCUGCCUUCUGACAGCCUGAAGGAGGCCGUCUCUGGCGAGGCCCUCCUGGCAGAGGAUGAGCGCACCAAGCUUAUCGUCGAUGAGGCCCUCUGCUGCAAGGCCAAGAUCCUGCAGAACGAUGGGGUGGUGACCAGCCCCUACGCCCGGCCACGCAAGGCCGGCCACACACUGCUCAUCCUAGGCGGCCAGACCUUCAUGUGUGACAAAAUCUACCAGGUGGACCACCAGGCCAAGGAGAUCAUCCCCAAGGCGUACCUGCCGAGCCCCCGCAAGGAGUUCAGCGCCUCGGCCAUCGGCUGCAAGGUCUAUGUGACAGGCGGCCGGGGUUCCGAGAACGGCGUCUCCAAAGACGUCUGGGUGUAUGACACCGUCCACGAGGAGUGGUCCAAGGCGGCGCCCAUGCUGAUCGCCCGCUUCGGCCAUGGCUCAGCCGAGCUGGAGAACUGCCUCUACGUGGUCGGCGGCCACACCUCCCUGGCCGGCGUCUUCCCAGCCUCCCCCUCGGUGUCCUUGAAGCAGGUGGAGAAGUAUGACCCCGGGGCCAACAAGUGGAUGAUGGUGGCCCCACUGAGGGAUGGCGUCAGCAACGCUGCAGUGGUGAGCGCCAAGCUGAAGCUCUUUGUUUUCGGGGGCACCAGCAUCCACCGGGACAUGGUGUCCAAAGUCCAGUGCUACGACCCCUCGGAGAACCGCUGGACCAUCAAGGCGGAAUGCCCCCAGCCGUGGCGGUACACUGCAGCCGCUGUGCUGGGCAGCCAGAUCUUCAUCAUGGGGGGUGACACGGAGUUCACCGCGGCCUCAGCCUACCGCUUCGACUGCGAGACCAACCAGUGGACGCGCAUCGGCGACAUGACCGCCAAGCGCAUGUCCUGCCAUGCCCUAGCCUCGGGCAACAAGCUCUACGUGGUGGGGGGCUACUUCGGGACCCAGCGGUGCAAGACCCUGGACUGCUAUGACCCCACCUCGGACACGUGGAACUGCAUCACCACCGUGCCCUACUCGCUCAUCCCCACGGCCUUCGUCAGCACCUGGAAGCACCUGCCCGCCUGAGGCGACCCUGCGGGCCUCAGCCAGGCUCUGGUGCUUCUCCCUUCCCCAUGGCCACAGCCCUUGACGUUACAGCAUGUCCUUCACCCGCCUGCCAGGGCAGGACACUCAGGCUGGCCCUGGACCAGCACUCUGAGUGGCCAGAGCCGACCCCACCAGCUUCAGGGGCUGUUGUGAGUUUUAGACAAGAGAAGAGAAGCCGUCUCUAGCGUUCUGUGCCCACUGAAGGCCUUUUCAGCUUUGCAAUGGUUUGCAGGGGUGAGGACCCCAGGACUCUCCCUCAGGGAGAAGAAAGCAUUUGCAGAGCUCUGAGUUCAUCUAUUUCAGCAAGUCCUGGACUGGGCCAGGGAGGGCAGAGUGGGCGUGGGGGAGAGGAGACAACUCAGAAUGGGGAGGGGCAGCACUGGGGGUGCCAAGGACCACACAGCUCUGAGGAUCCAGCCUUUCAGCCCAGCUGCCCUGUCACGGUUUGUAACAUCACCCCACAGAGGGGCCCAGGCCUCGGGGGAACAGGUCCACCAGGACUGAGAACAGAGAGUUGUCAAGAGGAAAAUCAAGGAAAGAUUUUCUAAGGGACAAAAGCCCUGUAGGGAAACCUCAGUGACAUUCACCAGGCUUCAUUCACAUGACACCCAGAUCCCCCAAGGUUCAUGGGAAAGUCUCCUUGGGGAUCUGCCCCUCAGUAACUGUGCCCCCCCCCACCCCAGGCGUUGGCCACCGAUGUUCAGUGCCCGGUCACACUGAAGGAGCUGGGGUCAGUCAGCAGGACUCAGGCCCUGGAGUGCCCUCGGGAUGGGGUACCCUGGGAGCGAUCCCAUCACCCUCCCUCCUCAGAACCCUCCCUAAGAGGCAACCGUGAUGCCACCACCUGACAGGCCAACACCUGCCCACAGCACUGGAGGCUCCUUCGGGGAGACCUGGAGUGGAUGGUGGGCUGGGGACAGCAGACCCCACCCGGGCUGGAUUUGUCUCAGCUCCCUGGGACAGCCACAUGGCCCACAGUCCUGCCCCUUGCCCCCACCCGUGGUCCUCUCUGGCUUCAUGGUCUGCUGGCUGGUAACACUGGGUCAGGACUGCCUUUGCUUCCUGAGAUCAGAAAAGUAUAGUUGGUCCCAAGGGAACCACCAAACAUUUGUCCAUUUUUUUUUCACCUCCUGAGUCCUUGGGGUCCCUCAGUAUGUCCCCAGCCCCUGAGGCUCCUACAGUGGCCACCCUGACACCUAGUGUUAGAGUUUCUGGGCUCAUACCCUGCUCACCCCAUUUGCAGGGGAUGGAGGGAGGUGCCAUAAGCUUUUGAUGCCCGCGUAGGGCACCACGCAGGUGCCACAACCCCUGGGCUUCCCAAGCAGCCACCUUUUGCAUAAUGCUGCAUGGCUAGGUAAGGAGCUGUGGCUCCACAAGGUGCUACCCUCCUUUAAGCAUUGCUGCCUGGGGAGCCCAGUUACAAACCAGAGGCUGUCUCAAAUUCCAGCCCUGCCCCUUUUCAGGUCCCUCCCCUCCAUGCUGGCCCUGUUGGCUUCCUCCACCAGGGGAAAGGGAUUGCAGGGCUGCCUGCGGCCACCGGCCACCUGAGGCAGAAGGCUGGUCUCCAGGUUCUGCAGACCCUGCCCAGAUCAGGCCCAUUCCGUUGCCGUGGGUGCUUCAUCUCAGUGCCUGCAGCCCUUGGCUCUGAUCCCAAGAGACUGCGCUGCAUUGAACUCCAGGAGGCCUGAAGGUGGGCCCUGGAGGGAGCUGCGCGGGAAGCUGACCUGCCCUGGGUGCCCUCGGCCUGUUGGAACAGCCUGGUCAAGAUAAGCACACUUCUUCACACAGCACAGAGGAUCUCGUGGUGGUGCUUUCCUCAAAGCUGUAUUGCUUUCAUCAGUUUCCUAACUUAAUAAAACAGUUGUGAAAGUC